AAAAAAUAUAGAAUGUGAUGAAUGUGUGAUUAGGACCAAAAAUCAGACCUCGACAAUUGUGAACGCACUACUGAUCGGUCACUGGUGAGGCGCGUGAGUAGCGUACCUAGUCAGUCAGUUUUCUCGGCACUGCAGGCUACUCGCGUUCCUCAGCCGGCUAUCCAUUGUUUGGAUAAAAGUUUUCAAUUUCUUUGCCAUUUGCCAUAAAAACAAAGGAAGGACCUCUCCCCAAACAGUCAAGGCUAAUAUGAGGUGUAUCAUUGAGGGAAAUGGGGUGAAAGCGUUUGGAAAAGCUAUUCAUGGCCUCUCACGAAUAGGUGAUGAAUUAUGGCUGGAUCCUAUGGUGAAAGGGUUGGCAGUGAGAUCAGUGAAUCCUGCCCAUUCGGCCUAUGGCUGCUUUCUCUUCACGACACUAUUCUUCCAAAACUACAGUCUUGCCCCUGAAUGUGGAACCGCCAAAUGCAAACUGGCAAUGAAGUCAGUGCUCCCACUGUUUCGGUGCUUGGCGACUAUUGAACGUAACGUGGCCAGGUGUGAAAUAUCCAUCAACAGCCCAGAGAAUCGUGUGAUAUUCCAGUUUUACUGCAGACAUGGUAUAACUAAAACUCACAUGCUGGGUUUCCAAGAGAGCGAGGCUCUCCAGGCGGUAUAUCCUUCUCACCUCGGCCUCAACGUCCUGAAGGCGCAGGCCAGACUUAUAGGUGACAUGGUGAUGCACUUCCCAGUGUCCCAGGAGGAAGUUACCCUGUCCAUGUCUCCUCUGAGGCUUAAUCUCAAAAACUACCAAGAAGAGAAAAGUGAUCGUUUGAAGGCUAUGCACACUGAGAUGUCCUUACAUCCGAGUGAGUUUGACUACUUCCAGGUUGGAGUGGAUUCGGACAUAACCUUCUGUCUGAAGGAGUUGAGGGGACUUCUGUCCUUCGCCGAAUCCCACGGCCUACCUGUGUCCGUGCACUUUGGUGCGGCGGGAAAGCCAGUGUGCUUCAGUGUGGAUGACAUGGUCCUGGAGGCCAGAGUAGUGUUGGCUACUCUGGUGGACCCAGAGAGCACCACCCCGUCCCAGGCCGAGGUCGAGGCCCUGCCCCCCGCCGCUCUCAGGUGUGAAGGUGUUGCCGGUUUCCCCGACGGCCCUCAGGGGCCAGCCGUUGUUUCCCCUCAGGAUUUCCUGGCUGUGGGCGAGCUGAUAGCAUCCAGCCAGGGGAGCCCAGUUCUCGGUGGCGAUGCCCUCAUGAGAAGGCUGAGCAGGCCAGGGAACCUGGAGAGACUCCCCACAGCCGGGACUGACAAGCAGCCUGCCACUGUCAUCAGAACACCUGCUUCUGCCAAGAUUCGCUCCUUCCUUUUUGGUGCGUUGUCUACUGAGCAGGGAAAUGUCCAUACUGCCCUGCCGCCCAGUCUGGUGUGUGCCAGUGACACAGAGGACGAUGGUGAAGAGGGCCAGUGGUAGAUUAUAACCCAGAGUCAGUCAGACCAACAAGUUUCCUGGUUCCAUUUACCACAAGCCACAAUUACAAAGGACAGUCAUUUUGUCUGUUGAGUACUUUAGAGAGUGUAGUGGAACAUAAUUUGUUCCAAAUGUUUCAUAAACUUUUACAGAGUAUGUCAUUUUGUUCAGAUGUUAUAAUUACGCCACUUUGACAGUUAAUGUUAUUGUACUACAUGAUAUUAAAAUGAUAAUUUAUAGAUUCAUUAAGAACUGGUACCUCAGGUUUCUAGAAGUUUGAAAGAUACCAUUUUUAAAAACAGUCAAUUAGAUUAAACUGGUUGGUCUUGCAAGUGGAAACAUUGUGUCCUGCUUGGAGAUGCCACACCUAUGUACUGCAGGUAUUUGCAACUAAACACACAGAUGAAUGCCCUUGACGUCUAAAGUCAACUGUGGCCUCUGAGACACAGGAGAGGAUGAGUCAGAGCAGGGAAACGCUUCCUCCAUAUGCAGAAAUACCCUCUGAAAUGUGCUUUCACUGUAGCGUAGCCAUGUUCUAGAAAUCAACGAUGCUGGCUCAGAAGGGCCUGUUAUUACCAGUACUUUGCAUUUGUAGUGCACCUUCAACCUGUUUAGAGUAUGUUGAAUUGCUUUUUGUAUGAAAGUGAGUGGCUGUUUAGCCCACAAUAUGGCCUUUAUACAUAGUCAGUAUGAUAGAAACAGCUGGCACACCAAGGUAAUAAAUACUAUAAUCUUUAUUUAAAUAUUUUACAGCUUCCAAAACAUGUUUACAGAACUCAGUCUGCAUUGUUGAACUGUACACACAAAAUAUAUAGAUACAUGCAACUCUCAUUGUAACAAACUUUUAUUUUGAACUGGAGGGUGAAGUCAAGGAGGAUAUCAAGGUCACGGUUGGGUUGGGUCUGCUGAGGGAACAGGGAAGCUAGCUCUGACAAGAAGUACCAUUUGACGGGGAAAUUGCUUGUAUUGUUAAGUUAUCGUUAAGGCUGGUGAGGUUUGUGUUAACCUCUUCAGUGCCAUAAAGCUUCAGAGCACAUUUUGACUAUCCAGUGCAGACACCUCUCGAUUUCCCAUCGCAAAGGAUACAGUAAACAUGUGCUUUUGGUUUCUUUUUAAUUACAUGGUUCACCUGAGGGCUCCCCCCAGUCUGUCCUGCCCUACCAAUCAUGUAUCAAGUGUGGGACCAGGAGCCCUUGAAGCUGGGCAGUAGCCUGCAGCAAGGAAGCACCAUAUCAGUGUGAAAGAAAAAAUAAUAAUAAUGCAAACGGUAUAGAAUCAGAAUAUACACGUUUAAACAGAUCGCAAGAUCUGUCCGAUUUUGUCAAUGAAAAUGAAUCUCAAUUUAUGGUGAAAAGGCAUAGGAUCACAUGGGAAAGAUGGGUCUUCCAUCGACUGGUGAGGAUUGAGUUAAUCUUAAAACAGCAGGGUAAGAUGGGGAAAACUAAAUGAGAAUCGUAUGGCUACUUGUCUAGCUCAGGCUCUGUGUCCAGUAGUGGGCAGACAAAGGGGGGUUUGGAGAAUUGUAAUUGUACAAUUUUGCCAGUAUCAACACCUGAUACAAGGCACAUCAGCUCUACAACUUGAACACGUACAUAGUACAUGCUUGAAAGGAAGCAUACCUUCCUUAAACUGUAGCAGUUGCUGCACAUAAAUUAAAAAGAAAUGCACUGUGCAAAUCUGCAGCAAUAGAUAUAACAAAAACAUAGGAUUUCUUUUGCCCAUAAAAUAUCAAAACCUGCCGUUAAACACUGAAUGAGAACAAGUGACCUGAUUAAAAUGAUUUCUCAGGUGUGCCACUGGAAUUGUACAGCAGGAAAACUGAUGAGGACAGACAAGGAAAUGCUGAUUGUGAACAAACGUUUCUAACUCUACUCUGAGACCGUGGUCAAUGCCCAUCCCAUCACUCAAAAGACAAUAAAAACACGUAGUCACUUGACCCAUGUCUACUGGGUGAGAGCAUCCUCAGACAUGCUUUCUCCAAUAUUGUGCGUAAAUGGCUGCCAUCAAUGCAUCCCAAUACAUAUUGAGAAUCACGUGUAGCCAACAUAAACCAAUUCACUCACCACGCGCACCUGUGACUGAACAUACUCCUCUAUCACGCUGAACACCACCAGAAAAAUCACAACCAGGACUUUGCAUCACAGCAGUUCAAUUAAAGGGAGGACUUAUGUUUGACACAGACAAUGUUAUUGAACAGGUUCCCCAUAGAAACAGGUUAACUUGGUCUGUGCAAGACUCGAAUUGUA
Molecule: messenger RNA, 3690 nt
Organism: Osmerus eperlanus (European smelt)
Lineage: Eukaryota; Metazoa; Chordata; Actinopteri; Osmeriformes; Osmeridae
Gene: rad9b
Product: RAD9 checkpoint clamp component B
Exons: 12
Coding region: 248-1447 (399 amino acids)
Biological process (GO): mitotic intra-S DNA damage checkpoint signaling; DNA replication checkpoint signaling; DNA repair
Cellular component (GO): checkpoint clamp complex
Source: RefSeq, a predicted model, not a curated record